Nicotiana tabacum (common tobacco) is the source of this 1758-nucleotide messenger RNA. RefSeq names its product E3 ubiquitin-protein ligase SIS3-like. Gene Ontology annotation, biological process: sugar mediated signaling pathway. NCBI's taxonomy places the organism in Eukaryota, Viridiplantae, Streptophyta, Magnoliopsida, Solanales, Solanaceae. The record is from RefSeq and is a predicted model, not a curated record. Gene Ontology annotation, molecular function: ubiquitin-protein transferase activity.
AAAAGCCUGCCAAACGCCACCUAAUUAGAAUAGUAGUGCUUCUUCUUCUUCUUCUUCUUCUUCUUCAGUUCACCAGUUCUGUCUGCAUCCUCGCAUUUUCUUUUUCUUCAAAUCCCUACAGCAAUCUAUAAUAUACCUUAGCUGUAUUUUGAACGUAUAUCAUCAUUCUUACAUACCGCACAAUAUUCUUAGUUGCUAUUUGGUUUACAGCAGAAUCAGGGAAUCAAAAAAUUCGAUUUGGUUGCUUAGAUUCAACACUUCAAGAAUUUUGCAUGUUGAUAUGAAAAUCUAGCUCUUGGAUUUCUCCUAGGGUUUUUAUAAGUUGUUUGACGCCUUCAAUGGCGAUGAGAGGCGUUGAUUUUAAAUGGUACGAUGGGUUCUUCUUGUCAAUGCUAGCUACCAGUAUAAUUAUUGUGGCUAUCAACUGGAAGCGCUAUCAUCUUUGUAUAUACCCAUUGCACAUCUGGAUCGUGGUUGACUACACAACAGUGUUUGUGUUUCGACUCUUGAUGUUUGUGGAUAAUGGCCUUGCUGCUGGAAUGGGAUUGGAUUUUGGUUGGCAGCAAAGAUAUGGUCGUUUCUGUGGAAGAAUAGCUGUUCUUUCUAUUCUUGCCCUGCUUCUCUAUCCCUUUCUUUGGGCUUGGACCAUCAUUGGGACUUUAUGGUUCACUAGUGCAAGAAACUGCCUUCCAGAAGAAGGCCAAAAGUGGGGUUUCCUAAUUUGGUUGCUAUUCAGCUACUGUGGACUCCUGUGCAUAGCUUGCAUAUCGACAGGGAAGUGGUUAGCUAGAAGACAAGCCCAUUUAUUACGCGCACAACAAGGGAUUCCUAUCUCCGAAUUUGGGGUGUUAGUUGACAUGAUCAGAGUGCCAGAUUGGGCAUUCGAAGCUGCUGGCCAGGAGAUGAGGGGGAUGGGCCAAGAUGCUGCUUCAUACCAUCCAGGACUUUAUUUGAGCCAAGCUCAGAGAGAAGCAGUGGAGGCACUCAUUCAAGAACUUCCAAUGUUCAGGAUGAAGGCUGUUCCAACUGACUGCAGUGAGUGCCCAAUCUGUUUGGAAGAGUUUCAUGUGGGAAAUGAGGUUCGUGGUCUGCCUUGUGCUCACAACUUCCAUGUUGCAUGCAUUGAUGAAUGGCUUCGCCUAAACGUGAAAUGCCCUAGAUGCCGUAGUUCUGUUUUUCCGAAUCUUGAUCUCAGUGCUUUGUCAAAUAUCCGUGCUGAUUCAGAAAAUUCAGCAACCAACUUUGUGACAGCAGCCCGGUAUGUGAGAUCCCAACCUUCUAGCCAGAGCUAUCUGCUGAGGUUGCAAGGUUUUCUUCGCCCUGUGCGCACAGAGGAUGCUGGCUCAAGUAGUGAGGUAAAUGCAGCUGCUGCUCAAACAAGAGUUGAGAACGGAGCCCUAGCAUCAGGACCUGACAGUCACGGAAAUGUAGAGCGUGUGGAAGUACUUGUGGAACAUUCUCCAAGACAGCUGUAACUAUUUGUUCUGGGGAGGUUCCUUCCAAGGUUCAAAUGUUCUAACUUUGCGGGCGCUGAGAAUUUUUGUCAACCUCUAGCCAAUGUUGAGUGUUGUAGUGGCCUCUAACUGUAAUUAGAUUGCUAAAAUUAGCGUGGGACUGAUGGAUGAAAACAGCUACAACUUGUUUUGAUGUACAUUUGGCAUCUCCUAAACCUUCUCUUAGAUGGUUAAUGUUUUGUAGUCCCCUUCUUCUGGGCAAUGCAAUGGAAUCAGUCAAAGUUGUAUGAUUGACCUUUGAGGA